AUGGCCGCCGUCGGCUUCAAGGCUGCGGGCAGCGGCUUGUGGAAGGGCAACGGGGCUGGCUUGCAGCUGGCCGCCGCCGUCUUCUGCCAGAGCUGCAGCUCCGCCGCCAGCAGCGGCCCUGGCGAGGGCAGGCGGGCGGGCUGGGGCCAGCAAAGGGCUCAGCACCAGUCUGCGGGGCAGUUCCCACCCACGGCAGCCCCCGGCAGAGCCCGGAGAGCCGCGGAGCCCAGCCCGGCCGCGGCCGGCCCCCUGAGCAGCCAGCCCAGCCCUGCCGAGGGCGCCGACACUAAGUCCUACCUAUGGGCCAGAUACCACGAGAUGAAAAAGCUGGUGUAUGAUCUUCUUCCACCAGGAGUCUGCAAUCUCCUUAACCCUGCAGCUAUCUACGCAAAUAAUGAGAUCAGCUUGAGAGAUGUUGAGAUCUAUGGCUUUGAUUAUGAUUAUACAUUAGCACAGUACUCUAAUUUAUUGCACUCUAUGAUAUUCAACACUGCCAGAGACAUACUAAUUGAACAGUACAAGUAUCCAGAAGGACUCAAGAAAUAUGAUUACCUUCCAGGAUUCGCCAUCAGAGGGCUUCACUACGAUGUGCAAAAGAGUCUUCUGAUGAAGAUUGAUGCUUUCCAUUAUGUCCAGUUGGGGACUGCAUAUAGAGGGCUAAAGCCAGUGCCUGAUGAUGAGGUUAUCGAAUUGUAUGGUGGUACCCAGCACAUCCCACUGUACCAGAUGAGUGACUUCUAUGGCAAGGGUCCUUCAAUUAAACAAUUCAUGGACAUCUUCUCCCUUCCUGAAAUGACCCUGCUCUCCUCUGUUAUUGACUACUUCAUAAAUCAUGGCAUUGAGUUUGACCAGGUUCAUCUUUACAAGGACAUAUCUGAUGCCAUUAAAGAUGUGCAUGUGAAAGGAAUGAUGUACAAAUGGAUUGAGAAGGACAUGGAGAAAUAUAUUCUUCAUGGGGAUGAAACUUAUGCUGUCCUAAACCGACUGGUUAACCUCGACAAGAAACUCUUCCUUAUUACAAACAGCCCCUUCAGCUUUGUAGAUAAAGGAAUGAAACAUAUGGUUGGCAAGAACUGGCGGGAUCUCUUUGACAUGGUCAUUGUGCAAGCUGAUAAACCCACCUUUUUCACUGAUAGACGCAAACCUUUUAGAAAAUUGGAUGACAAAGGCUCACUCCAAUGGGACAAAAUAAACAAACUAGAAAAGGGAAAGAUCUACAAACAGGGAAAUUUGUUUGAUUUUCUAAGGCUAACAGGCUGGCGUGGGUCCAAAGUACUUUAUUUCGGUGACCAUCUGUACAGCGAUCUUGCAGACUUGAUGCUGCGUCAUGGCUGGAGGACUGGAGCCAUUGUACCAGAACUGGAACCUGAAAUCCGGAUCAUCAAUACAGAGCAGUACAUGCAUUCGCUGACUUGGCAACAGGCACUCACAGGGCUGCUGGAGAGAAUGCAGAUGUAUCAAGAUGCAGAAUCAAAGCAGGUGCUGCUGGAAUGGAUGCAAGAGCGUCAGGAAAUUAGGUCCCUUACGAAGAACUUAUUCAAUCCUCAGUUCGGGAGCAUCUUCCGAACCUUCCACAACCCAACCUACUUCUCUCGGAGACUGAUCCGGUUUUCUGAUAUCUACAUGGCAUCCAUCAGCUGCCUGCUGAACUAUGAUGUGAACUUCACCUUCUUCCCCCGGCGCACCCCUCUGCAGCACGAGGCGCCCCUCUGGAUGGAUCAGCUCUGCACGGGUUGUAUGAAGACCCCCUUCCUGGAGGAGAUGGUGCACAUCCGAUGAAGGGAAAGUGUGUGAGCUGAAGUUUACAGUAAUGUAGUGCUAGAAUUGUUUGUACGAAGGGUCAGGCUGUUUGGCCAUGAAUUGCCUAUCGCUAAAGAUGAUUUUAACGUGGGUGUGGGUUGUGUUUGGUGUGUUGUCCCUGACCGUCACUGAACCUUGCAUUCCAGCACUUCCAAAUAUCUACCUUGCUAACAAAUUGGUGCUUAAGUUAAGUGGAAGGGAGAUAUGAUUGACUAUUUUAACUUGCAAAGCAUUCUCAGAGUUGGUUAGGUAGAAGUAAAACAAUCACAGCAAGCUGCAUUUCAUGACCCCCUAAAUUUUUUAAAACUCCAUCUUCAGCCCCAAAUCUUCUAAUAUGGGUAGCUGACAUUGGGUAACUGCAGUUAGGCACCUUAGCGAGAAGUGGCCUGAUUCUCUAAAGUGCUAAGCAAACCCACCUCUCUUCUCUCUCAUAAAUUUAAAGGUUUAUUCGGCACCUCUGAAAGCUGAUUUUAGGCAACUUAACUUUUGAAUGUUUUUUGGUCUCUGAAUAUAGAGGCUUUUUUUCUUCACUUGUUAUCGAAACAGUUCAAAAGCUAAGAUCUUGACACACUGAUUAGAA
Molecule: messenger RNA, 2380 nt
Organism: Mauremys reevesii (Reeves's turtle)
Lineage: Eukaryota; Metazoa; Chordata; Testudines; Geoemydidae
Gene: NT5DC2
Product: 5'-nucleotidase domain containing 2
Exons: 14
Coding region: 1-1779 (592 amino acids)
Molecular function (GO): 5'-nucleotidase activity
Source: RefSeq, a predicted model, not a curated record